Molecule: messenger RNA, 645 nt
Organism: Ostertagia ostertagi
Lineage: Eukaryota; Metazoa; Nematoda; Chromadorea; Rhabditida; Trichostrongylidae
Source: the annotation of a GenBank genome assembly
AUGAACAAGGAAAGGACAGGGCCUGAGAAGGUUUCGAAUUCCAUCGCACUGAUUUGUGAGUAUUCCGAAGAUUUUUGGCACGACGUCGGAACGCGGAUGGAUGAUAUGUUUGGUCAGGAUGUCGAGAUCCAUAACGGUGUUAUGUCUUUCGAGGAUAUACGAGUAGAAGCAGAUGGUGUACAGUAUAAUGUCGACAAUAGAUCAGAGCAACCUAGCAGGGAUUUCGCAGAACGAGUCGUUCACUAUCCGGAUCUUGCCAAAUCAGUUGAUCGGUCGAUUGAUCCAUGUGAAGACUUUUAUUCAUUUGUUUGCAAUGGAUGGAUCAAAUCACAUCCAAUACCCGAAAAUCAGUUCCAGUACACACAAACUGAACUUUCAAAGGAAAAGAUUAUCAAGGAAGUUAAGGAACCGCGAACCAUUUUCAGAUAUACUAGUUACGUUACCUCUUAUACGACACGUGAAGACAACCUUAUGAGGAUUUUCUACGAGAAAUGCGUUCGUAAUACACUUCAACCCGAUAACAAUGGAAUGUCGAUGUUAUUCUCAAAAUUGAGAAUCACAUCUCGUUUGCACGAAAUAGCAAAUGAAGACGCGCAAGACGCUCGACAUCGUCCAGCACCAUCGGGUUUUUCGGCCACAACAUGA